AUGGCAUGUCAUAUUUUCUGCACCUUGUGUUUGUAUUUGUCUACUGUCGGACUAGCUCUAUCUAAUGACAUGCUUGUCGAUUUGCGAGCUAAUCUUGCUCAGCCUGUUCGGCAAUUUCAAAGACGGGCAUUUGGAAUCUUGCAUUCUUUCAAUGCCACUUACCCUCCUAGUGACACUGUGAGACCUCUUCAUCUCCACAUGUAUCGAGGACCGGAAAGAUUUCGUCUUUAUGAUCAUAAUUGCUCUGAGCUUCCUUGCCCUUGGCUCUUUGCUAAUGUCAAUCGUUUGGUAUCUAUGGGAACAAAUAUACAAUUUCUUCUUUCAGAUAUCUACUUUGCCUGGAGAGAUCAUAUAGGAUUGCCAGACUCACUUCUUCCCGGAGAUAAUAAAAAUUUUACUUUGUGGGAGAACGUGGUGACAUUUAGCGUCAAAUGGACUUUGGCUCUUGGGCAUGAGGACAUUAUGUGGGAUAUCUAUAAUGAACCAAAUAUUGGAUUCGAAAACAGAUCUAUUUUUCAAUUUUAUGAGGUGUGGAGAAGAGCAUAUCAGAUCAUUAAAUCGUUUAAGUCAGACUUGAUUGUGAUUGGACCAUCUGUGGCAGAUCUUGGAUGGGAUGACAAAGUCUUUCCUUGGAUUCAGAAAUUUCUUUUGGUGCAGGCUCAGAAAAAUCUGUUGCCAGAUAUAUUGUGUUGGCAUGUCGGUUAUAGCAAUGGCAGUGAUUUAGUUCAACAACAUGAACAGAUCAGAUCGUUUCUUGUUGCACAUAAUCUUUUUAUUCCUAAGAUUGCACACAAUGAAGUAAUUGGACCAGCUGGGUCACUGUCUCCUGGUGUUUGCGUGUCUUUUCUUGCAAAUUUAGAGAGAUUAAAUGUUGACCAUGCCUGUCGAGCUUGUUGGAGAGAGUAUGAUCCUGUGAGUGAUAAACGAUAUGAUUCAUGUUGGGAUCAAACUCUUGAUGGAUUACUAACCGCUGAUGGUAAGUUUAAGCCACGAUCUGUAUGGUGGGUAUAUCAAUGGUAUGGAGAAAUGAACGGACACAUUUACCCUCUAGAAGGAGAAAUGCUGCAAAAUGCAAUAGAUGGACUUGUAGUCUACAAUGGCAGCACCAUCACGGCCUUGCUUGGACAAAUUGGAGACAGAGCAGAUGGACUUGUGAUUAAUCUUACAGUCGCCAAUGUCACCACAUGGAAGAGAGCAGCUCUCACAGCUUGGUGGUCGCCUUUUACUGGAAUGGAGGCUCUGUUGUCUCCGGCAGUUAUUCUAACUCAAUUUCAAUGA
Messenger RNA from Corticium candelabrum, 1278 nucleotides. RefSeq lists its product as uncharacterized. The transcript is spliced from 2 exons. The record is from RefSeq and is a predicted model, not a curated record. The coding region runs from base 1 to 1278 and encodes 425 amino acids. Lineage: Eukaryota; Metazoa; Porifera; Homoscleromorpha; Homosclerophorida; Plakinidae.